This is a messenger RNA of Drosophila novamexicana, 402 nucleotides long. Its product is annotated as COP9 signalosome complex subunit 9 homolog. NCBI's taxonomy places the organism in Eukaryota, Metazoa, Arthropoda, Insecta, Diptera, Drosophilidae. Gene Ontology annotation, biological process: negative regulation of protein neddylation. The transcript has 2 exons. The record is from RefSeq and is a predicted model, not a curated record. The coding region runs from base 82 to 315 and encodes 77 amino acids.
GCUGCUAAUUGUCACACCACAAAGCAUAAACAAUUGUGGGCAGAAUUUUUAGUAAAAUAUAUUAAAACAGCACAAAACCAAAUGGAUUUAAAUAUGAAACCAUCGCUAGCUGUUGAUGAGAUGUUCUCUGAGGGCGCCGGCUACAUGGACAUGGAAGAGUCGGGAAGCGCUACAGGCAUGAUGAUGGAUCAUUUGCCCGCACCCACAAAUGAUAAACAUGUCCAUGCCGAUUUUUAUAAUGAUUUCGAUGAUCUAUUUGACGACGACGACAACUGGGCCAAAGUGAGGCGUGCGGCCGAAAAUGCCAAACAGUAGAUUAUAAAAAUAUAUAUAUUUGUCUAUUUGCUUAGUCUUUACUAUAUAAUAAAUGCGCGUUAAUAGUACACAAUGCGCGCGUGCAUA